AUUUGGCCUUUCGAUUUGUAGGUUACUAUUAAUUCCCUAAUCUGUUAUUAAAAUGCCUAGUUACGAGUUAGCGUUAAUGUUACGGGCCAUGCCGAAACCUGAAUUGAAAACAGCACUUAAACGUGUUUCACAUGCCAUAUUUAAUCGCGGAGGUAUCAUACGAGAUAUCGAGAACUUGGGUUUUCGUGCAAUGCCGUACAAAACAAGUGCUCACGGUUUAGUUCAUCGAGAAGCAAACUAUUUCGUGUUCAAGAUUGAUACAGCAACACAAGCUGUAGCUGAUCUGAAAGAAGAAUAUAGCAGAGAUGUAGAUAUAGUGCGGCAGCGUGUGUACAAGGUUCCAACAGAGAGCGAUCACAAGUGCACCCUGGAGAGAGAACUGUUGCCGCCUGCUUACCGAGAAGAAGUCCAGAAAAUGAUAGAAGUUGGAAAGACUCAGGUCAACCGGUUUACUUACAAAUUUAAAUAUAAUUCUGGUUUGGACUAUUAUCCGUUCCAAAAGUAAUGUAAUGUUCAUAGAAUAUAACUUAACCAUAAAUAGUUGUUAUUGUAGAUAAGUAGGCAAGUAAUAAACAUGAUUUAUAGUU
Molecule: messenger RNA, 587 nt
Organism: Leguminivora glycinivorella
Lineage: Eukaryota; Metazoa; Arthropoda; Insecta; Lepidoptera; Tortricidae
Gene: mRpS6
Product: probable 28S ribosomal protein S6, mitochondrial
Exons: 2
Coding region: 53-505 (150 amino acids)
Biological process (GO): translation
Cellular component (GO): mitochondrial small ribosomal subunit; ribosome
Molecular function (GO): structural constituent of ribosome; small ribosomal subunit rRNA binding
Source: RefSeq, a predicted model, not a curated record